Acanthosepion pharaonis is the source of this 1860-nucleotide messenger RNA. NCBI's taxonomy places the organism in Eukaryota, Metazoa, Mollusca, Cephalopoda, Sepiida, Sepiidae. The record is from the annotation of a GenBank genome assembly.
AUGUCGGUGAAGGCUUUCGAAUUAGUUUCUGCUAUUGAGCGGAUCAAAUUGAUGUCUGAUAAAGUCAAGACUCAGAUCGAAUGCAUAGAAGUUUGUGGGAAAAAUCUUUACAUUGGCACAAGUGACUGUUUUAUUGUCCAUUAUAUAAUUACGGAAAGCGUUUCCUCCCCAACUGGAAAGGUUGUAUUCUCAAGUGAGAAGCAACAACACAAAUACCUGGGCUUGAAAAAACCAGUCCUUCAGUUGAAGGCAGCUUCGGCUCUGAAUCGAAUCCUCUUGCUAUGUGACAAUAUAUUGACUUUACUGAAUAUGUUUGACCUGGAGCCCAUUAUUAGCGGGGCCAAAGUGUGCGUUGCCCUUAAGAAGAAACAGAUUCAAAUGUACACAGUAACAGAAGACCGAAUGAUUCACAUGAAAGACAUCAACCUCAUUGACCAAGCAGUUACUUUGGGUUUGGAUGGAGCUCACAUCUGUGCUGCACUUUCAAACCAGUACUGCAUGAUCAAUUACGAAUCCGGCCACAUCCAAGACUUGUUUCCUUAUGACAAUACUCACACUCAGGCUAUUGUUAAAAGAAUUGGAAAGGGUGACUUUCUUCUUGGAGGUCCUAAUGCCCUUGGAAUGUUUGUCACAUCAGAUGGUAUCUCACAACGACCUCCUCUUCAAUGGUCUGAUAAUUUAGUCAGUGUUGGCUACAUUCAUCCUUACAUAUGUGCCCUUAAUUCAGAGUUUAUUACUGUACACAGUAUUCUUGAUCAACAACAAAAACAAGCCAUUCCAUUUCAAGGAGGGACGUUGUUGGGUGACUUUGAUGGACGUAUUUUUGUAUCUUCAAGUAAGGAGAUUUAUACUCUGGUACCUGUGGCCUGGGAAAAGCAGAUUCAAGCAUUAUUAGCAGACAAAAGGGUUUCUGAAGCUUUGGAAUUGGUAAACAAUGCUAACCGAACAGGCCUUGCUAAAGAUAAGUUUCAAAAGAUGUUGAGCAGAAUUCAGCAGCAAGCAGGAUUUAUAGAAUUCUCUCUUGGGCACUUUGAUGAAGCCCGAGAGUUGUUUCGAAAAGGAGAAGUUGAUGUCAAAGAAUUGGUCAGUUUAUAUCCUCGGAUGUUAACUCCGACUUGCCAGUUUACUCGAUCAAUGCCACCACUCCACGACAUUGCAGACAUCAACCAACUGACUAAAAGCAACAGUGAACAACUAGUUGGCUACAAACACUUUUUGCAAUUUUAUCUUGAAGAAGUUCGAGAAACUUCAUUAAGUAAAGAAGAUCAGAAGGUUGUAGACACUGCCUUAUUGAAACUGUAUGCUGACCACAACAGUGAUGACCUUCUACGUUUGGUAUCUGCCAACCAUAACUGUGAUCUGUCAGACAGUGUUGAAUGCCUGGAGAAAUACAAGUGCUACCACCCACUGGCUAUGCUUUAUUAUUCAAAUCAGGACUAUGACAAAGCACUACAUAUAUGGAUGCAGCUUCUAAAUGGACAACUUCAGGAUGACAACUUUCUUGGACUUGACUUUAUUAUCAAACUUCUUGCAAACUUGACUGACCAUCAUCUGGUGUGGAAAUACGUUGAAUGUGUUUUGGAAAUGGAUCAAGAAAAAGGAGUCAAGGUAUUCACAGAGCGUCCAUCGUCUGAGCCAGCAUCUGACACUCUCUCACCAGAUACAAUCAUAGAUUUCCUCUACCGUUUCCCAAAGGCUGUGGUGGCUUACCUUGAAUUUCUUGUUUUUCAGAAAAAACUAAAGAGGGAAAAAUACCACACCCAUUUGGCUAUACUAAUACUCCCCAAGAAAGUCUGGACUUGGCUCGGUCUAAAUUACGACACAUGCUACAGAUGUCCAAUUUGUAUCGUGUUCAGCUAA